AAAUUUCAUCCCAUCAGUCCUCAAGCUUAAAAUCGUUACAGAAAGGUUAUUGCCUUCCACUUCCUUGCUUGAGCUCAUUCGAUUUCGAUAAUCACCCAAUUCCAUUUUUGGAAAUUGCUCAAUUGAGGUUGUUUUCGCUUGAUAUCUAUAAGGAUCUUGAUAAUUUCACAAACGAAUCAAUCGAGAUCGUAAAUAAAUUUAUCUGGGUUUCUUUGUUUGCCCACCAAGUGUUCGAUCACUUGCCUGACUUGUAAUCUUGAUUAUCAGCUGGGAUGUGUUUUAGAAGGAAAACAAUAGUGUUUUAGAAGGAAAACAAUCUUGAUUAUCAGCUGGGUUGUGUUUUAGAAGGAACACAAAAUGACGAUAGAAACGUUUCCAAGAAGUCCAGGGUUAGAUGCUGGUGUUGAGAAGAAAAUAACAUACUUCAGCAAUAAAUAUGUGUUGGGUUUGACUGUAAUUGCUGGAAUUGGUGGUCUUCUUUUCGGAUACGAUACAGGAGUUAUAUCAGGAGCUCUUCUAUACAUCCGUGAUGAAUUUGAGGCUGUUGAUCAAAGUAGUUUCUUACAGGAGACGAUUGUUAGCAUGGCGUUAGUUGGUGCAAUGAUUGGAGCAGCAGCUGGUGGUGGGAUAAAUGAUGCAUAUGGGCGUAAGCAAGCGACUCUUCUUGCUGAUGUGAUUUUUGCGUUGGGAUCUUUUGUCAUGGCUGCUGCAUGGAAUCCAUAUGUUAUUAUAUUUGGCCGCCUCUUGGUUGGGCUGGGCGUGGGCGUAGCAUCUGUUACUGCUCCAAUGUAUAUUGCAGAAGCAGCCCCUUCAGAAAUACGGGGAGGUCUUGUGAGCACCAAUGUGCUCAUGAUAACCAGUGGACAGUUUCUUUCCUAUCUCGUCAAUCUUGCUUUUACAGAGGUUCGUGGGACAUGGAGAUGGAUGCUUGGAGUAGCUGCUGUGCCCGCUAUUAUCCAAUUUUGUUUGAUGUUGUUUCUUCCCGAAUCUCCACGCUGGCUUUACAUGAAGAGAAGUAGAUCCGAUGCCAUUGUUGUGCUGUCAAAGAUUUAUGAUCCUUUUCGGUUAGAAGAGGAGCUCGAUCAGCUUUCUGCUGCUUUAGAAGAAGAACGCCAACGCAGGAAUGCAAUCAGUUACUGGGAUGUUUUCAGAAUCAAAGAGAUCAGACUUGCUUUUUUAGCCGGAGCCGGUCUUCAGGCAUUUCAACAAUUCACUGGCAUCAACACGGUCAUGUACUACAGUCCUACCAUAGUUCAGAUGGCCGGUUUUAGGUCGAACCAAUUAGCCCUUCUACUCUCCCUCAUAGUUGCAUUAAUGAAUGCAGCCGGCACCAUCGUCGGAAUCUACCUCAUUGACCAUUUUGGCCGCCGGAAGUUGGCCCUCAGCAGCCUCUCAGGUGUGAUCCUAUCCUUGAUUCUCCUCUCAGUGGCAUUUUACCUCGAAUCAUUUGGUUGGCUUGCUGUUUUGGGGUUAGCUCUUUACAUCUCUUUCUUUGCCCCUGGGAUGGGCCCGGUUCCAUGGACCGUGAACUCGGAGAUAUAUCCGGAAUCAUACAGAGGGAUAUGUGCAGGAAUGUCUGCUACUGUCAAUUGGGUAUCAAACUUGGUGGUGGCUCAGAGCUUUCUCUCCGUGGCUGAAGCUGUUGGGACUAGUUCGACGUUCUUGAUACUGGCGGCCAUUGGUGUUGCCGCAUUCGGGUUUGUGUUUUUGUUCGUACCGGAGACGAAGGGGUUGAGUUUUGAGGAAGUUGAAAGAAUAUGGAAGGAGAGAGCUUCAGGGAGUAGUAUUCAUUCUGAAUCUCUUCUUGAAAAUGGAGACUAGUUUUCAAGAAAAAAACGCAACUUUGGCAGGAAGUUCCAUAUACAGAGGUAAACUUUUUCGUCCAUCUUAUCGUUAUACUCUAGAAUCUAUUUCCGGGAUAUACCGGUUUGUUGUGUAGACGAAUAAUCGUGUAAGAAUAGGAGUUAAGGUGAGAGGCAUAAGAAGGGAUCCGGACCCUUAGAUCACUUUUAAUCCUACCCCAUCCCAUGAAUUGCUUGAGAAUUGACCCGGUGCAUCUCAAACGUUUUAAUCUACAAUUAAGAUUGAUCAAAGGGUGAAGAUCCAUUCUUACUUUUCUCAUCAUAAGUUCUAUUCUCACCGAAACCCAAGCCUCUCUGUGUGUGUAUAUAUAUAUAAAAUGUGUAAAACAUGUACUUUGCGGAUACAUUUAAUAUUCAAAAAUACAUUAUA
Molecule: messenger RNA, 2232 nt
Organism: Cynara cardunculus var. scolymus (artichoke)
Lineage: Eukaryota; Viridiplantae; Streptophyta; Magnoliopsida; Asterales; Asteraceae
Product: inositol transporter 1-like
Exons: 5
Coding region: 358-1821 (487 amino acids)
Biological process (GO): transmembrane transport
Cellular component (GO): membrane
Molecular function (GO): myo-inositol:proton symporter activity
Source: RefSeq, a predicted model, not a curated record